GGAAAGCAUAGCAAAUGUUGUACCAACAUAUAACUCCCAACUCUCUCUUUGUUCUCGAACUGAAAUGAUCUUAGCAAGCAAACUCUUUGCCUUGCCCCUGAUAUCUUUUCCAAGCAAGCCUCCGAAGCUUUUUCCCUUGAAGGCCUUUCCUUCGCGCGCAAAGAUGUGAAGGUCAAGCAAGUGAACGCCUGUUUAAAAAGAUUCCACCUUCUAAAUGGGGUGAUCACUUCCUGUCUGCUCAUGUGGAUGCAUCGGAAAUGGACGCGCUUGGGAGAGAGAUUGAGGCACUAAAGCCAGUGGUGGGUGGCAUGAUGAUAUCUUCCCAAUGCGCGGACUCGACUAAGAAGAGAAUCCUUAUAAUAUAUUUGCUAGUGAGCCUAGGUCUGAUGUAUCUGUUCGAGGACGAAAUCGAGGAGUGUCUAAAAGAAAGUUUUGGAAAGCUAGAAGCUAUGUUGGCCGGUGAAAAUGACUUGUACACGGUAUGUACAAUCUUCUGGGUUUUCAGGACAUACGGUUACAACAUGUCUUCCGACGUGUUUGAAAGAUUCAAAGGGGAAAACGGAAAGUUUAAGGAAAGUCUAAUCGAGGAUGCCAAGGGUAUGGUGAGCUUGUAUGAAGCCGCCCACUUGGGGACAACAACAGAUUAUAUAUUGGACGAAGCUUUGAGCUUCACGGAAAUAAACUUGGAGUCGAUAGCUACAACUAAAGCAACAAGUCCUCAUAUCUCAGUGCGUAUACGUAAUGCUCUUUCCAUGCCCCAGCAUUUUAAUGCCGAAAUGUUGUUCGCGAGGGAAUACAUAUCAUUCUAUGAACAAGAAGAAUGUCACGACAAGAUGCUCCUGAAAUUUUCUAAGAUCAACUUUAGGUUCUUGCAGCUGACCUGGAUUCAAGAACUAAAAACUCUCACCAAAUGGUGGAAGCAGUAUGAUUUUGCAUCUAAACUCCCUCCUUAUUUUAGGGACAGGAUGAUCGAGUGCUAUAUAUUUGCAGUAACCAUAUAUUUCGAGCCACGAUAUUCACGAGCGAGAGCUGCAAUUUGUAGGUUUAGCACUCUCUACACCAUCAUUGACGAUACAUGUGAUAGAUAUGCGUCUCUUUCCGAAGUUGCAGAUCUUGUUCAUUGCGUUGAAAGGUGGGCUCCCGAUUGCAAAGACAGUUUACCGAAAUAUAUGCAACCCGUUUUCAAGUUUGCUUGGAAUGUUUUUAAAGAGAGUGAGCGCGAGGGCAUAUCUGAAGAAGGAUUGUCAUUUAAUGUGCAAGGUUUACUUCAAGAGCAGUUCAAGAUCUACCUAAGAGCACUCCUUUGCUUCGAGGAAUGGGCACAAACAGAUGUGGUGCCUGCUUUUGAUGAAUACUUGGAUAUUGGGGGAGAGGAAGUUACUGUGCUAGUAUCUAUAGCAGACACUUUUCUUGGGCUAGGAGAAACUGCUAGGGAAGAAGGUUAUAAAUGGUUAGAAUCCAGACCGAAAUACAUUAAGGCUCAUGCUAGAAGAGGUCGUCUGGUGAAUGAUAUGAGUGGUUUCGAGGACGAUAUGAGCAGAGGGUAUAAAGCGAAUUCCAUCAACUAUUAUAUGAAGCAGUACGGAGUUACAGAGGAGGAAGCGUUUUCAGAGCUUAAGAAAAUGGUUAGGGACUUGGACAAGAUUGUGAACGAGGAAUUCUUGAAAGAAGCAACUACAUUGCCGCGCGAGAUCCUAAAACGAGUCGUUGAUAUUGGAAGAAUUGUAGCUUUCAGCUACAGAUGCGGGGAAGAGUACACUAAUUCAGACGGAAGAUUCAAGGAGCAUAUCACCUCUUUGUUCGUCAAUCUUAUUCCCCUUUGAAGUAAGAAUAAGAAUAUUUGGUCCUCAUUUCAGUUGUAAGAUCCAUAUGUGGUUGGGAUCCAUGACGUGUUUCUGUUUACUUUAUCGACGCAUUUAAGCUUUGUGUUGAAUUUGCUGUCUACUUCAUAUGAAAACUAUCAUGUUUAUUUGGCUUUGCUAUUGUAUCUUAUGUUUUUUUUUUUGAAAAUAUUGUAUCUUAUGUUUGGUUUCUAAGAAGAUGUUUAAUUCUUCUUGCUUUUGUAAUCCUUAAAAUUUGAU
This is a messenger RNA of Eruca vesicaria subsp. sativa (arugula), 2081 nucleotides long. NCBI's taxonomy places the organism in Eukaryota, Viridiplantae, Streptophyta, Magnoliopsida, Brassicales, Brassicaceae. The record is from the annotation of a GenBank genome assembly.